GCGGUGGGCCCGACUCACCCUUCCUUUUACCUCCCGGAGCCCUCGUGUGAGAUCAUCAGGUCUUUAAACCCUUUUUGUGGCAAUCCUUGGAAGCACUGACAAGAUGCCCAGGGAAGACAGGUCUACGUGGAAGUCCAACUAUUUUCUGAAAAUCAUUCAACUGCUGGAUGACUAUCCAAAAUGCUUUAUCGUGGGGGCGGACAAUGUUGGCUCAAAGCAGAUGCAACAGAUCCGUAUGUCCCUGCGAGGGAAAGCCGUGGUGCUGAUGGGAAAGAACACCAUGAUGCGCAAGGCUAUCCGUGGCCACUUGGAAAAUAACUCUGCCCUGGAAAAGCUUCUGCCUCACAUCAAGGGAAAUGUGGGAUUUGUUUUCACCAAGGAAGAUCUUACAGAAGUGCGAGAUAUGCUACUUGCCAACAAGGUGCCAGCUUCUGCUCGUGCUGGAGCCAUUGCACCUUGUGAAGUCACAGUGCCUGCCCAGAAUACUGGUUUGGGUCCUGAGAAGACAUCCUUCUUCCAGGCUUUGGGAAUCACUACUAAAAUCUCCAGAGGAACUAUUGAAAUUCUGAGUGAUGUACAGCUGAUUAAGACUGGAGACAAAGUAGGUGCCAGCGAAGCCACCCUGCUGAACAUGUUGAACAUUUCUCCAUUCUCCUUUGGUUUGAUAAUCCAACAAGUCUACGACAAUGGAAGCAUCUACAGCCCAGAUGUCUUGGAUAUCACAGAGGAUGCCCUGAGAAUUCGCUUUUUGGAGGGUGUGCGCAAUGUGGCCAGUGUUUGCCUGCAGAUUGGUUAUCCGACUGUCGCCUCUAUACCUCAUUCCAUCAUCAAUGGAUACAAGCGGGUUCUUGCUGUUGCAGUGGAGACAGAUUACAGCUUCCCAUUGGCAGACAAGGUCAAGGCUUUCCUGGCAGAUCCAUCUGCGUUUGCUGUCGCUGCUCCUGUUGUAGAGGCUGCUUCUGCUCCCGCUGCUGCACCUGCUCAGGAGGAGAAGAAAGAAGAAUCUGAGGAGUCUGACGACGAUAUGGGAUUUGGACUCUUUGAUUAAGAUGUUUCAUCGGUCAAAUUACAUCAAUAAAAUUCCAUAUAACUAA
Bufo gargarizans (Asiatic toad) is the source of this 1094-nucleotide messenger RNA. RefSeq names its product ribosomal protein lateral stalk subunit P0 (gene RPLP0). Gene Ontology annotation, biological process: cytoplasmic translation; ribosomal large subunit assembly; ribosome biogenesis. The transcript has 8 exons. Gene Ontology annotation, molecular function: structural constituent of ribosome; large ribosomal subunit rRNA binding. The record is from RefSeq and is a predicted model, not a curated record. The coding region runs from base 104 to 1048 and encodes 314 amino acids. Lineage: Eukaryota; Metazoa; Chordata; Amphibia; Anura; Bufonidae. Gene Ontology annotation, cellular component: cytosolic large ribosomal subunit.